AUGAGAAGCAUCCAUGGUGAAGCCAUCACAGCAAUCUGCUGCCGCAGGCGGUUCGACGACUUGCUGGCCGCAUUCAAACAGGCCACUCUGAAGGCCCUUCGUUCGUCAGGCACGGAAGAGGAAUACAACAAGCGUGAUCAGCUCCUGCAGGGCAUCGUUGACUUGAUUGAUGCGGCAGCUACAAAGAAGAAUACGUUAGAGCAAGUUCAAGAUAAGCGAGAGACCGAUGGCCACCUCAUCCAUGAGGCGGCGAUCGUGAGUAUGAAAAGAAAAGCUGUCGACGACGAAAGGCUGCCUGUGGUUGCCACGUUUACCGAGAUGAAGAUGAUGCUGGAAUCAAACAAAAUCAAAGCAGAAGAAGUUGCGACCAAGAAGGAAGAAAUCAUGCUCGCCCAGCAGAAGCUGGAACUCGAACGCGCACGAUAUGAACUUGACAAGGCUGAGCGUGAAAACCGUUUUGCACUUGAAAAGAAGGAGCGCGAGGUGCAGAUGGAGUUCAUGCGUAGCACAAUUGAAAUGAUGCGUGCAUUGACAAAAUAG
This is a messenger RNA of Aphanomyces invadans, 540 nucleotides long. RefSeq lists its product as hypothetical. NCBI's taxonomy places the organism in Eukaryota, Oomycota, Saprolegniomycetes, Saprolegniales, Verrucalvaceae. The record is from RefSeq and is a predicted model, not a curated record. The coding region runs from base 1 to 540 and encodes 179 amino acids. The transcript has 3 exons.